Spirometra erinaceieuropaei is the source of this 840-nucleotide messenger RNA. The record is from the annotation of a GenBank genome assembly. Lineage: Eukaryota; Metazoa; Platyhelminthes; Cestoda; Diphyllobothriidea; Diphyllobothriidae.
AUGGUUUUUCUGACCCACUGGAUCUCAACUUUUGGUGUGCCAGCCACCCUUAUCACCGACCGCGGAAGUCAAUUCCAAUCUAGCCUCUUCCGUGAGUUCACUAGACUGCUCGGGUGCGCGCACAUCACAACCACGGCAUACCAUCCUGCCUCCAACGGUCUCGUUGAGCGUCUACACCGCCAACUGAAGUCCGCACUGAUGUCCCAAACAGAGUCAGCUACUUGGAGUGUCAAUCUCCCUCUUGUGCUUUUGGGCAUCAGAUCUUCUGUCAAGGAGGACAUCCAAUGCACUGCCGCUGAACUUGUGUACGGUACACCCCUCCGUCUGCCCGGCGAAUUUGUGCAGCCUUCCACAACAAACACUAACAUCACGAGCACCUUCGUACAGCAGUUGAAACAACGCAUGGUCCAACUGCGUCCAACCCCCACUCGUCUGACCUCGAAACACGUGUUUGUACACGAGGACCUUAAAUCCGCCCCCUUUGUUUUCGUCCGGCAUGACGCAGUGCGCAAGCCCCUUUGUUCUCCCUACGAUGGCCCAUAUAAGGUCGUUCAGCGGAAUGACAAGUUUUACGUCCUUCAAAAGGCUGAUAAGACUGACACGGUCUCCAUUGACCGCCUUAAGCCUGCCUAUCUGGAGUGCCUCCCGUCGACCAGUGCGCCAUCCAUUCCCCCUACUACGUCCUCACCCGAUACACCCACUCCACACACCUACCCUCCAUCACCACACUUGACCAUUCUACACACCCAGCCGGAUCCUCCUCCCACACCACCGCCUAUUUCAUCUCGCUCCGGUAGACAUAUCCGUUUUCCCGCCAAACUUAAAGACUUUGUAGUGUAA